Messenger RNA from Protobothrops mucrosquamatus (brown spotted pit viper), 893 nucleotides. RefSeq names its product 3-hydroxyisobutyryl-CoA hydrolase, mitochondrial. Gene Ontology annotation, biological process: L-valine catabolic process. The record is from RefSeq and is a predicted model, not a curated record. Gene Ontology annotation, molecular function: 3-hydroxyisobutyryl-CoA hydrolase activity. Lineage: Eukaryota; Metazoa; Chordata; Lepidosauria; Squamata; Viperidae. Gene Ontology annotation, cellular component: mitochondrion.
ACUUGGAUGAUGUCAUCAGGGCGCGCCUUCUCGGCGGCUCCUUGUUUGCGGGAGGUGUGAGCAGGCGGUGGCGUGAUGGGGCUGCCGGUGACCGCUGUGGUGCGGACGUGUCUUCCCAGGUUUAAGCCUUUCAACAGGUUGCAAAUCACACUACGACACUUAAGUAUGACUGGGCCUAAGGAUUCUUCAGCUGAGGUUCUGUUUGAAAAAAGAGGGUGUGCUGGCAUUAUUACCAUGAACAGACCAAAGGCUCUGAAUGCAUUUACUAUUUCCAUGAUUCGACAGAUCUAUCCCCAGUUAAAGAAGUGGGAGCAGGAUCCUGAGACUUUCUUAAUAUUAAUAAAGGGAGCUGGUGAAAAAGUGUUCUGUGCUGGGGGUGAUAUAAAAGUUAUUACUGAAGCAGGAAAAUGUGGAGACAAAUUAACAGAAUAUUUUUUCAGAGAAGAAUACACAUUGAACAAUGCCAUUGGCACCUGCAAGAAACCAUAUGUGGCACUUAUCGAUGGAAUUACAAUGGGUGGUGGUGUGGGCUUGUCUGUCCAUGGGCAUUUCAGAGUUGCUACAGAGAGGACUGUUUUUGCAAUGCCAGAGGUAGGAAUAGGUCUUUUCCCUGAUGUGGGUGGAGGCUAUUUCUUACCAAGGCUUCCAGGGAGGCUAGGCCAUUUUCUUGGUCUUACAGGAUUUAGGCUGAGAGGAAGAGAUGUCCACAAAGCAGGAAUUGCAACUCACUUUGUAGAAGCAGAGAAGAUGGCUGCUCUCGAAAAAGACUUGAUAGAAUUAAUAUCCCCCACAAAAGCAAAUGUUGCGGAUGUUUUGGAUUCCUAUCAUAAGGAGUGCAAACUAGAUCAAGAAAAAGAAUUUAUCCUUGGUGAACACAUGGACAAAAUUAACAG